Diaporthe citri is the source of this 2184-nucleotide messenger RNA. RefSeq lists its product as uncharacterized. The transcript is spliced from 3 exons. Gene Ontology annotation, cellular component: cytoplasm; P-body. The coding region runs from base 1 to 2184 and encodes 727 amino acids. Gene Ontology annotation, molecular function: 5'-(N(7)-methylguanosine 5'-triphospho)-[mRNA] hydrolase activity; manganese ion binding; RNA binding. The record is from RefSeq and is a predicted model, not a curated record. Gene Ontology annotation, biological process: deadenylation-dependent decapping of nuclear-transcribed mRNA; nuclear-transcribed mRNA catabolic process, nonsense-mediated decay. Lineage: Eukaryota; Fungi; Ascomycota; Sordariomycetes; Diaporthales; Diaporthaceae.
AUGGAUGCAUCACGGACCACCUUAGAAGAUUGGCUGGACGAGCUUUGUGCUCGCUUCCUGAACAACCUCCCCAAGGAGGAGUUGCAGGAAUUUAGCAGAAUCGGCAUGCAUCUCGAAGAAGCACAAUGGUUCUACGAAGACUUCAUCCGCCCCCAGAACCCCACCACCCUACCCAACCUCCGAAUACGCGAUUUCAGUCUGCGCAUCCUCCAGCAUUGCCCCGUCACCUCCAUUGCUUCGCUCGACAUCCUCGAAAAGGCGUACGACAACUGGGUGGCAUACAAAAAACGUAUACCAGUACGGGGUCUGAUCAUGCUGAACGAAGCCAUGGACUCGGCCGUGCUCGUCAAAGGGUGGAAGUCGAGCGCCAACUGGAGCUUUCCCCGAGGCAAGAUCAACCAGGAGGAAGAUGAUCUUCACUGCGCGAUACGUGAGGUCUACGAAGAGACCGGCUUCAACGUGGAGGAGGCGGGCUUGAUUCCGCACAGCCGGAAGGUCAAGUACUUCGAACAAACAAUCAGAGACCAGCAUCUGCGUCUCUACGUGAUCCCGAACGUACCCAUGGACACCUACUUCGAACCGAGAACAAGGAAAGAGAUCUCCAAGAUCCAAUGGUAUAAGCUGGUUGAUCUUCCUGGACGGGUCAAGAAGAAACAGGCACAAGAUAACGCCACAGGCCCAAAUGCUUCUAAGUUUUACAUGGUAGCGCCUUUCAUGGAACCUUUGAACAGGUGGAUCAAGCAGGAGCUGAAGAAGAAGGAUAAGAUCAGGAGCAGCCGCCGGACUAGCCCUGCUCUGCAAGCCGAGAUCGACGAGAUCAUGACGGAGGAGGAGGGGGCCGCCACGGAAACCAGGACCGACCUGCCUCCACCCUCAGAUGCCAAAGAUCACGUCCACGAGGCUGCUACUCGAGAGCUUCAAAGACUCCUCAAGAUUCAGCCACAGACGCAAGAUCCCCAGCCGGGCCCGCCAGAGCUACCCCAGGAUCGGGGCCAGGCUCUUCUGGCAAUGCUGCAACAGCAGAGGGACGCACCAGGUGACAACCAGGCUGGCAAAGCUCAGACGGGCCAGAUGCAUCAACAGGCCAACAUGUGGCCACAGUUCGCUGCAGGCAUGGCUUUGCCGCAGCAGAAUGUAUCCAACUCUCGUCAGCCGCCGGCCCCUCUGGACAAUACCCGUCAAGCUCUACUUGACGCUUUCAAGAAGGACCCUACGCCGACACAGCAGCCUGCACAGCAGAGUCCAUCUUCGCAACAACGUGUAGAAGGAGUCCAAAGGCCAAAGCAGCAGCUGACAGCGCAGAAUUUGGCCUCCUUGGCGUCGACCUAUCCUCCCGGGCAGCAUGGUUUCCAGUCUGCGCAGAUCCCAACAAAUGGUAGCCCUCAAAUCGCUGCCGCCCAAGCAGCUCUGAGGCCGUCAAACGUGCCAGAAAGCCAGAGAAAUGCACUGCUGGGGAUAUUCAAGCAAGCCGCAACUUCGUCUCCUACACGCCAGGGGGCUCAACUGAACCUGAAGGAGAACAGCUCUCCAAAACCCCAGCAACAGCAUCCUGCUCUCUUCGGCGCAGGCUCACCAGCCGCACAAGUGAACAAUGGGUCGACCCAGGCAAACCUAGGGCUCCCUUAUGGUGCGCCUUACGGGGCUCAGUAUGUUGCGGCUCGUGCUAGGGAAGGUGAUCAGAGGAGCCCACAACCGCCACCACAGCCAGUCCCUGUACCCCAAGCCAUCGAGAAUAUCGGUCGUGUUCCUCACAACACCAUGACUGGCCUGCCUUACAGCAGCACCUCUCAGCUUGGGCAGUCCACAGCACAAGGUGGCAUGCCCUCGCUUCCAAAUAUCAUUCAGCAGCACCAGGCGGCGGAUCCUCAGCAGCUGCAGAAACUCAUGUCUCUGUUCAGCAAACCGUCACCAACACCAACAAGCACGCACGUGCCUCCCCCGAGCGCGUAUCCUCCGGCCCCAGCGAGCAGCAGCAAGGAGCCCGCCUUGUUCAACAUGGGAAGGCUCGCGGCCCAGCUACCCAACACGAGCUCGCAUCUUAUCCCGCAUGGGCCCUCCCAGGGCAUGGACGAAACCACUGGCUCUGCGUCGUCGCGUCGUGGCAGCCAGCAGGCGCCAAUUUCACCUGAGAACGAGAAGUUCCUGCUUAAUUAUCUAAAGACUGUUAGUAGUUCUGCGAAAUAG